Messenger RNA from Drepanopeziza brunnea f. sp. 'multigermtubi' MB_m1, 1578 nucleotides. The record is from RefSeq and is a predicted model, not a curated record. NCBI's taxonomy places the organism in Eukaryota, Fungi, Ascomycota, Leotiomycetes, Helotiales, Drepanopezizaceae.
AUGGGUUUCCUUUCUCUAGUUGAGGAUCGGCCAACGCCAUCAUGUGUCUACAAUUUCCGUGUCUAUUCGUGCGCAGCAGUAGCUGCUUUCUGCGCCGUCAUGAUCGGAUAUGACAGUGCCUUUAUCGGUGGAACUAUCGCCUUGGACUCCUUCAAAGAAGAGUUCAACUGGGCCCAGUACACCACGCACGAGGCGAAUCUCAUCUCCGAGAACAUCGUUUCGCUCUACCAGGCCGGUGCUUUCUUUGGAGCAUUCUUCGCCUAUGCUGCUGGCCACUACCUAGGACGCAGGAAGGGUCUCCAGAUCUUCGCUGGUGUCUUUGUCGUUGGAGCAGGUCUCAUGCUGGGCGCCAAUCGAAGUCGUGGACUGGGACUCAUCUAUGGUGGACGGGUGCUCGCUGGGAUCGGCGUCGGCGGUGCUUCUAACCUGACUCCCAUCUACAUCUCGGAGCUAUCGCCCCCUGCGAUCCGUGGGAGGUUGUACGGAGUUUCAGUCACUCUCCCCGCGAACCACAAGCAGUGGAUCAUUCCCUUUGCGAUUCAGCUUAUUCCAGCCGGCCUCAUGUUUAUCGGACUUUUCUUCAUCAAGGAGUCACCGAGAUGGCUCAUGACCCGCAACAAGCGUAGCCAAGGCCUCAAGAACCUGUGCUGGCUGCGAAAGCUUCCCGCAGACGACAUGUACAUGCUCGAGGAAGUAUCUGCUAUUGACGCCGCCAUCGAACAUCAACAAAGCACCGUCGGCCUCGGGUUCUGGCAGCCUUUCAAAACCCUCGGCAAGGACCGUAAAGUUGCGUACCGCUUCUUCCUAGGCUGCUCGCUGUUCUUCUGGCAAAACACUUCCGGGAUCAACGCCAUCAACUACUACUCGCCAACCGUCUUCAAGUCCAUCGGCGUCACCGGUACCAACACCUCGCUGCUGACCACCGGCGUCUUCGGUGUCGUGAAGGCGGUGGUGACAAUCGUCUGGCUGCUAUUCCUCAUCGACAACCUGGGCCGGCGAAAACUCCUCAUGGUUGGUGCUUUCGGCGGAGCCAUAUGUCUCUACUACGUAGGCGCAUACAUUAAGAUCGCCGACCCGGCCAACAACCCCACCGCGGACGGGAAGUUGUCCUCGGGCGGCAUCUCGGCCAUGGCCUUCUUCUACCUCUGGACCGUCUUCUACACGCCCUCCUGGAACGGCACGCCCUGGGUCUACAAUUCGGAGAUGUUCCCCCAGCACGUGCGCACCCUGGGCCAGGCCUUCGCCGCCGCCUCGAACUGGCUGUUCAACUUCCUCGUGGCGCGCUUCACCGCGCAGAUGUUCACUGCCAUGCGCUACGGGGUGUACUUCUUCUUCGCCAGCUUGAUGAUGUGCAGUAUCGUGUUUGUGUGGUUCCUGCUUCCCGAGACCAGGGGGGUCCCUCUGGAGUCGAUGGAUCGCUUGUUCUCGAAGGCGUUGACGCCGAGAAAGGCGCACGCGAUUGUCAUCAACGAGGUUAGGAACGACGAGGAGGUGUUCAGACACGAGGUUGAGAGGAGAGCUUUCAACGUCGAGAAGGAAGAGAUCAAGGAAAGUGUUGGGCAUGUUGAAGCAGCCUAG